Cooperia oncophora is the source of this 930-nucleotide messenger RNA. Lineage: Eukaryota; Metazoa; Nematoda; Chromadorea; Rhabditida; Trichostrongylidae. The record is from the annotation of a GenBank genome assembly.
AUGAAACAUAUAGGAUCAAGACGUUUGCACGGAAUUCCUUCCAGCAUUGAUAUUCUUUACUGUGAACAGGAAAUCGCCGUGGAUAGCACUUCUGCAAUUGAUACUGUUGUGAAGUCGGACAAGAAGAGGCUUGCGUUGCUAGAAGAAGAGUCGCAGCUAACAAAGCAAUUGGAAGAAGGGGAUAGCAGUGUGGUGCAACGACUCCAGGACAUUGCUCGUGAACUUAGGGACAUUGGUGCCGAUGCAGCUGAACCCCGAGCGCGUCGUAUCCUUGCUGGUCUAGGAUUUUCGAAAGAGAUGCAGGACAAAGCUGUUGAGGACUUUUCGGGAGGAUGGAGAAUGAGAAUCUCUCUGGCUCGUGCUCUGUUCUUAGAGCCCACCUUACUAAUGCUUGAUGAACCUACUAAUCACCUUGACUUGAACGCAGUUAUUUGGCUGGACAACUACCUUCAGUCAUGGAAGAAGACGUUGCUUAUUGUUUCUCACGAUCAAGGAUUCUUGGAUAACGUUUGUACUGAUAUCAUCCACUUGCAAGAUCGAAAACUCCAUUAUUACAAGGGAAAUUACAGUUUAUUCAAGAAGAUGUACGAUCAGAAAACGAAAGAGUAUCUGAAAGCGUACGAAAACCAGAAGAAACAAAUGGUUGCUUUGAAAAAAGGUGGCAAGAGUGCUAAGCAAGCAGAGGAGGAGCUAAAGAAAAAUAUGCAAAAUAAACAGAACAAACAAACGAAAGGAAAGAAAGGAUCGGCUUCAAUGGGUGAUGAGAGUGACCUCCCUCCUCCAGAGUUGCUGCAAAGGUUUAAGGAGUAUCAAGUGAAGUUUUCAUUCCCGGAAACUGACAAACUAGCGCCGCCGAUCUUGGGAUUGCAUGAUGUAACGUUUGGCUAUGGUAACAAUGUUCUUUUCAAAGAUUUGGACUUUUGGUGUUGA